AAGGGGAUCAAACCGAAUUAUCAGGUUUAAACAUGAAAGCUCUUGUUUAUAAACAAAAACAGGCAACAUCAAAGUGUAAUAUGGUGGUAUUGCAUCUUGAUUAUCCAGACUAAACUAGAUUAAACUGGUCAUGCUGUUUAUUCCAGAGACUCUGUGAAGUCUUUAUCAUCAGUUUCUCUUGAAAAGAAAUAAUCAAGCUUCAAGCUACUUAAUGAUGGCGGACUUCGUUUUAUUGAGAGGUUAAUCCUAAACUGAUAGGAAUAUUUGAUACAAUAAUUACCUCCUCUUUUAAUUUCCCCAUUUUUUAUUUAGCUUUACAGUAAUGUCUGCCCCCUCUUUAGGCUCGAGUACCCAUUCGAGCUCUAUUCGAAUGUGUUAAAAUAAUUUACUCAUUAUUGGGUAUUUAUGGUCUCUCCGUUUCUGGGUUGAGACACUGUUACACUUGUUAGCAUUUUUCUGCAAACAAUAGAAGGUUUCAAUGAUCGAUUUCAUAUCUACAAAUAACAAAGUGAAAAUUGUAUCACCUAAGUGUGAAGCAGCAAAAUGGAUACCAAUUUGGUGUAAACGUAAGAGACCGCGCCUGGUUGAACGAAGUACUGGGUGAGAUGGCAGUACCACAUUCUAAUAAUAACGACCUAGAGAGCGUAAAUUCGGCUGAAGUGAAGGCUAAGACUGCUGCGGUCAAGGGAAUAACGUCGGUGCUCAGCGGUCUCGUUGAUUUAAUCAAAGAUGAGCAGAAACCACAUAUCUUAGACGCUAUCAAGAACGAACUGCAGCACAUAGCAGACGACGGCGAGUUACUGGACAGGGCCGAUGCAGUGGAUCCGACUACUUGUAGCAAAUUUGUUCGCGUGGAAGAUAAAGACCGUCGGAAUGCUGUGGCUCCAAUCUCCGCCCUUUUAAUGACCGCGUGUGCCGAUCAUUCAGAUCCUGGGUCGGUUUUAAACGAUAUGAUAGCUCCUUUGUGCUCUAUUUUGGCCGAAUUGGCGCAAAAUUCUCCUGAGUGCCAGCAGGCGGCACUCGAGUUAAUCCCCAAAUUAAUCACCGUUGUUAAAUCCGAGCGGGACACUGCUGCCAAAACUAAAGCUGUGUACGCUUUAUCUGCAAUUCUACGUAGCAAUCAAAGUUCGGCGGCUGCCUCUUACCUUCUACCAAAUCCUGACGACGGAGAAAUUGAAAACGAUGCGUCAAACGAAGGCGCAGUAGACGUUUUGGUUAAACUCAUUUGUGAACCGACCGAAGCGGAUCCUGUUCGAAUAAAAGCUGCAUUUCUUCUAAGUUGCUUAGCUGAACAGCGGCACGACGUGAGACAACUGCUUAGCCGUCGCUACGAAACAGAUAUGAAUCUAUUGCGAGAGAAAAACUCCAAUAUACAAGAACUGGUAGAUCAGAUUCUACAGCGAAUCUACACAGAGGAGCGUGAGGCAGGAAAAGCACCUCUACCAAUAGGAAUGUAGGCAUGAAUAAUAUGUGUAUACACGUGUUACCAACAUUCAAACCGUCGUCGUUAUUCAAAUUUAGAAUACAGGUCUUAUUGAAGUAUUAUACAAUGAAGCCUAUUAAGAUAUGACACGUGUUAGCUCACAUCUGAGUAUCGUAUGGUUUUCUUCGAGACAAUGAAAAUUGUUGCCAUGCGUACCAAUUAAUCGACUGUCGAUGUAUACAACCAUGUCACUUGAAAAAUGUUGGGAUGGUGCUGUGCUUCGGCCGAACAUAUUGGUUUCUCAUGAUUUCUAAUGAUAUAACGCAAAGUUUUACUUUGUACAGUUGAUAUGUAAUAUAAUUGUGAAUAAAAUCGCUGCGUCGUGGAGUAAAAAGCAAUGUGCCUUUAUUAGCCAC
Molecule: messenger RNA, 1839 nt
Organism: Varroa destructor (honeybee mite)
Lineage: Eukaryota; Metazoa; Arthropoda; Arachnida; Mesostigmata; Varroidae
Cellular component (GO): endoplasmic reticulum
Molecular function (GO): adenyl-nucleotide exchange factor activity
Source: RefSeq, a predicted model, not a curated record